AUGUUACCAACUAAUGAUGUAGUACAACAGCAGGAUUUUGAACCAGAAGAAGAAAUAGGCGUUACUAAUGAUGCGAACAACACCGUCACCACCAAUAGUAAAACGACUAAUGGUUUAGGUACUUUUGAUAAUACACAAAAUUCAAAAUUAACAUUUCGUCAAGUUCGAACUGUUUUAAUAUCAUCAACGGGCUUCUUCAUGGAUGCCUAUGAUAUAUUUGUCAUCAACCUUGCAGUGCCAAUGUUAGGUUACGUGUAUUAUUCUCACAAUAAUAAUAAAGUUCCAUCAAAUAUUCAAGGUGCUAUCAAAGGGAUAACAAAUGUUGGAAAUCUAAUUGGUCAACUUCUAUUUGGAAUACUUGGUGAUUCUAUUGGACGGCAUAGAAUAUAUGGCUUAGAAUUACUCGUUAUCAUCAUUGCUACAAUCGCCUCAGCGAUGUCGGGAGCAGCUGCCAGGGGGAUUGGAACACUUGGCUUUCUCGGAUUUUGGCGUCUACUCUUAGGAAUUGGAAUAGGAGGAGAUUAUCCCAUGUCGGCUACAGUCUCAUCGGAAUGGUCAUCAGCCGGCCGUCGAGGUCAAAUGGUUGCUUUGACAUUUUCUAUGCAAGGUUGGGGGCAGUUCUUUGGUGCACUUGUCGAUAUCAUUCUAUUAGCCAUAUUUAAAUAUGCAAUUGAAGCUGAUCAAAUGAAUAUUGAUUAUGUCUGGCGAAUUUUGCUUGCUAUGGGUGUGUUGCCAGCAGUAUGUACUAUCUACUACCGUUUCGUCUUACCGGAGUCUCCUCGUUUUGCUAAAAAUGUUCUCAGAGAUGACGCCAAAAUGGAAAGAGGAAUUAAAUAUAUGAGAAUGAAAAACGAUAACAGUUUAGGGCAACAAAAUGAAAAAGAAAAUGCGGUAGCCGUGGUAGAAGCUCCGGAUCAAGAAGACAUUAAUAAACUAGACAAACAAAAACAAACGAUUGACAAACGUCAUCAUUUGCGCGAUUUUGGUCAAUAUUUUUCAAAAUGGAAACAUCUCAAAGUUCUUCUUGGCACAUCGUUAUCAUGGUUUUUACUUGAUAUUGCUUUUUAUGGUCUAUCGUUGAAUCAAUCAGUGGUUUUAUCGGCGAUCGGUUUUGCACCCACGAACGCACCGCCUUGGGAAACACUAUGGAAACAAGCGAUCGGAAAUCUUAUUAUCACCUUGUUAGGAUCGAUACCAGGCUAUUAUUUUACAGUAUUUCUUGUUGACAAGAUGGGUCGUAGAACAAUUCAAUAUAUGGGAUUUAUUAUAGAAACCAUUCUUUUCACGAUAAUAGCUGCUGCUUAUUAUCCUCUCAAGGAACAUGCAUUACCUGCAUUCGUCGUCCUGUUCGUUCUCGUUCAGUUUUUUUUCCAAUUUGGUGCGAAUACUACAACAUUCAUUAUUCCUGCCGAGGUUUUCCCUACAAGAUUUCGUGCGACAGCUCACGGAAUUUCAGCUGCUGCAGGGAAGGCUGGUGCAAUUUUAGCUGCGUUUGCUUUCAAUGUUCUAAUUAAUGUAGGUGGUACGAAUGCAUUUUUACCACAAACUCUCGGAAUAUUUGCGGCUAUUCAGUUUUUGGGUAUUUUCACAACAAUGUUGAUACCAGAACCAAAAGGAAAAGGGUUAGACUACUUUGAAGACGAUGAAACUGAGUGGCGAAAGAAUACAACUCCUGAGAAAGUGUAG
Didymodactylos carnosus is the source of this 1686-nucleotide messenger RNA. Lineage: Eukaryota; Metazoa; Rotifera; Eurotatoria; Philodinida; Philodinidae. The record is from the annotation of a GenBank genome assembly.